This is a messenger RNA of Apodemus sylvaticus (European woodmouse), 4727 nucleotides long. RefSeq names its product Rho GTPase activating protein 45 (gene Arhgap45). Gene Ontology annotation, biological process: signal transduction; activation of GTPase activity. The record is from RefSeq and is a predicted model, not a curated record. Lineage: Eukaryota; Metazoa; Chordata; Mammalia; Rodentia; Muridae. Gene Ontology annotation, molecular function: GTPase activator activity. Bases 1507 to 4509 code for a protein of 1000 amino acids. Gene Ontology annotation, cellular component: membrane. The transcript is spliced from 22 exons.
UGAGAGCAGUGUGAGGACAGGAGCGAGGUCGGGCGGAGGGCAAGCCUCUCGGCCCAGAGAGAGAGGGAGAGAGACAGAGACAGAGAGACAAAGAGAGACAGAGAGACAGAGAGACAGAGAGACAGAGAGGGGGGAAUAAAAGAGAUGGGGGGGCACACUAGGAAGCUUCCAAUAGGAUGUAAAGAAGUGCAUGUGUCAACUAAGGUUCUGGAGGAUGUGUAGGAGUUCGCUGGCAUGCCCUGCCCUACAGGAGGAAUUUCUUAGGCAUUUGCUCGGAUACCUAGAAAUCGAGGUUGUAUGUAAGGAGCAUGGUGUGAGGACAGACGGCUGCAGAGGCUGACGGAGCCUGGCUGCCGUACCCGCGGAACACGGAAGGUGUUAAAACAGGGGAGGUGCUGGAAGCGAGCGGCCAGUUCCGUUUUCUCCUGCACGCGGUUGCUUACAGCUCCGUCCGGUUUCCUCCAGAGUUAUUUUCACCUCCUUCCUGUUUGUCUCUGGCAGUUCAGAGAGAUGGGUCGGGUACCCAGGCUGCUCCCCGGAAACCACAUGUCAGAGCUGUGCCCAGCGCGGCAGCUCCAGCCCUCCCAGCCACCCCAUCCCACACCCCACAGAUACAGGGAGUUCAGGGAGGUGGAGGCCUGGGUCCGGCCUCACCCAGGAGCCUGUAAAGGCGGCGCCCUCCUGGAGAGGAUGGGAGCCCCUGCGCUUAUCUGGUCUCCCGGAUGGAGGCUGAGUCUGCUUUUCUGGGGAAACCUUAAUCUCCGACCUUUCUGUUUUUUCUUUUUUGUUUUUUUGUUUCUUUGUUUUUGAGACAGGGUUUCUCUGUGUAGCCCUGGCUGUCCUGGAUCUCACUCUGUAGACCAGGCUGGCCUCGAACUCAGAAAUCUGCCUGCCUCCCAGAGUGUUGGGAUUACAGGCCUGCGCCACCACCGCCGGCAUCUCUGGCCUUUCUUUAUCCAGGCAUCCUUGAGGAUGCCUGUCGGGAUCAUCAGUUAACUGUGACCCCAAGCCUGUAUAGGGCAUGGGCCAGCGCCCCGGUGCACCAGCCUCUGGGCCUGGGUUGGGUUUUUUUUGUUUGUUUUUGUUUUUUUUGUUUGUUUGUUUUAAGCAGGACAAGAACAGAGUCCCCAGAGCGUCCAGGUGCAUUUAAGUCUGCAGCGGGUGUGUGUGUGUGUGUGUGUGUGUGUGUGUGUGUGUGUGUGGAUAUAGGGCCCUCUUGCCCUUUCUCUGGAGCCAUCUCCUGCCUUGAGUAUCCAACUCCCAGCCUCAGUUUACCCGAAAACCCCACCCUCACACCCAGUCAAAUUCCUCCUCUGUGGUUAGGGAACCUUAAGCGGACCUACAUUGGGGGUGGGGUUGUUCCCAGGAGAAAGGCGGGACCUGAUGGCCGGCCUAAGCCGGUUUGGCUGUUGGCUAUCCCCCGCUAAUAAUUCCCAGGCACCGAGGACCCAGGUCCCUUGACCACAGACUACCGUUCCGCCCCUCCAUACAUCACAUCCCUGCGCAAUGUGUGUUUGUGGGACUCGGCAUCCAGCGCUGAACCACGACCCCCAGCGCUGCCCGACUCUGGCCCGAGACCUUCUUGAGGCCCGCCGGCCACUAGCCCAUGAGUGCCUGGGGGAAGCUCUGCGAGUCAUGCGCCAGGUCAUCUCCAGAUAUCCACUGCUGAACACGGUGGAGACACUCACAGCCGCGGGGACACUCAUUGCCAAGGUCAAAGCCUUUCAUUACGAAUGCAACAAUGAAUCCGAUAAGAGGGAGUUUGAGAAGGCUCUGGAGACCAUUGCGGUGUCCUUCAGCUGCACUGUGUCCGAGUUCCUUUUGGGCGAGGUGGACAGCAGUACCCUCCUGGCCGUGCCUCCCGGGGACCCCAGCCAGUCCAUGGAGAACCUUUACGGGCCAGGCACCGAGGGGCCCACACACAGCGUGGACGAGUGCGAAGAAGGUUGCCUGCCCCCCGAGGAGGUGGACAUGCUUCUCCAGCGCUGUGAGGGGGGCGUGGACGCCGCCCUGCAGUAUGCAAAAGACAUGGCCAGGUACAUGAAGGACCUCAUCAGCUACCUGGAGAAGAGGACCGCCCUGGAGAUGGAGUUCGCCAAGGGUCUCCAGAAGGUCGUCCACAACUGCAGACAGAGCGUCACGCAGGAGCCCCACAUGCCUCUCCUGUCCAUCUACUCACUGGCUCUGGAACAAGAUCUGGAGUUCGGCCACGGCAUGGUGCAGGCGGUGGGCACGCUGCAGACCCAGACCUUCAUGCAGCCCCUGACCAUGCGGCGCUUGGAGCAUGAGAGACGCAGGAAGGAGAUCAAAGAAUCUUGGCAUCGCGCACAGAGGAAGCUGCAAGAGGCAGAGGCCAACCUGCGCAAGGCCAAACAGGGCUACAAACAGCGCUGUGAAGACCACGACAAGGCCCGGCUCCAGGUGGCCAAAGCGGAGGAGGAACAACAGGGCACGGGGCCAGGAGCGGGGACUGCGGCCUCCAAGGCCCUGGACAAGAGGAGGAGGCUGGAGGAAGAGACCAAAAACAAGGCCGAGGAGGCCAUGGCCACUUACCGCACAUGCGUGGCAGACGCCAAAACGCAGAAGCAGGAGCUGGAGGACACGAAGGUGACCGCGCUGCGACAGAUCCAGGAGGUCAUCAGACAGAGCGAUCAGACCAUUAAGUCGGCCACCAUCUCCUACUACCAGCUGAUGCACAUGCAGACAGCACCGCUGCCUGUGAACUUCCAGAUGCUGUGUGAGAGCAGCAAACUCUACGACCCGGGCCAACAGUACGCAUCCCACGUGCGUCAGCUGCAGCGAGGCGAGGAGCCCGACGUGCGCUACGACUUCGAGCCUUAUGUCUCCACCAACGCCUGGUCCCCAAUCAUGCGGACGCGGAAGGACAGCUUCAACCCUGGCGACGUUUCAGGACCCGAAGCUGCUGGCAGUCCCCCCGAGGAAAGUGGCGCCUCAGAGGGGGCUCCCAGCAAGGACCACAGGGGGGGACGAGGUCACCAGGUACAUAAGUCCUGGCCCAUCUCCAUCUCAGACACGGAAGUCGGUCUGGACGUCAGCUCAGGGGACUUGAAGAAGUUCGAUCGGACAUCGUCCAGUGGCACCAUGUCCUCUAGUGAGGAGCUGGUCGACCAGGAAGCCGGCUUGGUAGUCUCAGCCUUUGAUUCUGCUGACCUCAAUGGCAUGGACCCCGAGUUACCCGUGGCCAUGCCCAGUGGACCCUUCCGCCACGUAGGAUUGUCCAAAGCAGCCCGCACCCACCGACUUCGCAAGCUGCGCACGCCGGCCAAGUGCAGAGAGUGUAACAGCUAUGUGUACUUCCACGGAGCUGAAUGUGAAGAGUGCUGUCUGGCUUGUCACAAAAAGUGUUUGGAGACCCUGGCCAUCCAGUGUGGCCACAAGAAGCUUCAGGGCCGCCUGCAGCUAUUUGGACAAGACUUCAGCCAAGCGGCGCGCAGCACCCCCGAUGGGGUGCCAUUCAUCGUCAAAAAAUGUGUCUGUGAGAUUGAGCGGCGGGCACUGCAGACCAAGGGGAUCUACCGGGUCAAUGGCGUGAAGACGCGCGUGGAGAAGCUGUGCCAGGCCUUUGAGAAUGGCCAAGAACUGGUGGAGUUGUCCCAGGCCCCGCCCCACGACAUUAGCAACGUCCUAAAGCUAUACCUGCGGCAGCUACCGGAGCCCCUCAUCUCUUUUCGCUUCUACCAUGAGCUGGUGGGGCUAGCGAAGGACACCCUAAAGGCAGAGGCCGAAGCCAAGGCUGCGAGCCGGGGCCGGCAGGACGGGUCCGAGAGUGAGACUGCCACCUUGGCGAUGGUGGGCCGCCUGCGGGAGCUCAUGCGGGCUCUGCCAGCCGAAAACCGGGCCACACUCGUAUACCUGCUGAGGCACCUGCGAAGGAUCGUGGAAAUGGAGCAGGAUAACAAGAUGACCCCUGGGAACCUGGGCAUCGUUUUCGGGCCCACACUGCUGCGGCCUCGGCCCACCGAUGCCACCGUGUCCCUCUCUUCUCUGGUGGACUACCCCCACCAGGCCCGUGUCAUCGAGACUCUGAUUGUCCACUAUGGCCUGGUCUUUGAGGAGGAGCUAGAGGAGGCACCUGGCAGCCAGGAGGACGCGUCCACCCCGUGCGACCGGCCGCAGGCUGCUGAGGGCAUCGGCUUCCCGCUGCAGGAAGAGGCGGAGGAUGGAAGCCGAGAAUCUCAUGAGGCCUCCAAUGACUCGGACUCGGAGCUGGAAGAGGCCUCUGACCCGCUUUCAUCCUCGGACGCCAGCGCCCUGCACCGCCUCAGUUUCCUGGAGCAGACGGAGGCAGGCCUGGACGAAGGGCCCCAGAGUCACAGUGGCAGUGAGGAACAGCUGGAGGGUGAGGAUGGAGCCCUGGGCCAGCAGCUGGGUCACUUCAACACCAACCAGUCCAACAACACAGCACAGGCCCCGCUGCCUGCCAUGCGGCUCCGAGGCGGGCAGAUCACAGGUGGCACUGGUCAGAAGCGGUGGCCACAGUUUGUCUGAGCUGGGUGGCGAUGGGGGAGGGAGUUUCUCACAAUGCUGUGAAACUCCAGGGAGCCCAGGGUCCCCGGUACCGUGGACUCAGAUGGACAGUGGCCCAGAUGGAGUCUCCUGGCCUUUGUGCGCCUGUGCAGAUGCAGCUGCGGAUUCCCGUGACGCCCUCAUCUCUCCCACGGUCCCCGUCAGUCUAGAUGUGUCCGAGGGGGUGUGGCAUCGCGACG